Prunus armeniaca (apricot) is the source of this 660-nucleotide messenger RNA. Lineage: Eukaryota; Viridiplantae; Streptophyta; Magnoliopsida; Rosales; Rosaceae. The record is from the annotation of a GenBank genome assembly.
AUGAAAAAGAUUAUGAGAUCGUUGCCUCAAUGGUUUCAACAGAAGGUCACAACCAUUGAGGAGAUUAGGGAUCUAAACACCAUGAAAGUGAGCAAACUCAUAGGUUCUCUUCAAACCUAUGAGAUGAAACAUCUUGCCCUUGAAAAGAACAAGAGUGUUGCCCUCAAGGUGGUGGUGAACAAAGAAGAAGAUGAUCAUCAAAAUGAGGAAUUUCACGGAGAAGAGUUUGUCUAUCUUUCACGAAAAUUCAAGAAGUUCUUUAAGAGCCAGAACUCAAGAAUUCAUGAUUCGAAAACUCAAUCAAGGUAUGGACAUAUAGCUUCUGAAUGUGCCAAUAUACUAAAGAAACAUAUUAGCAAAACUAAGGCAUGGAAUGCAACAUGGAGCGACAGUGAGUCAAAAUCUGAAAAUGAAGAGAAUACCGUUGCUCUCAUUACCACUGUUAGUCUAGAUGAAGCAUCAAAGAAAAAUGAUGAUGAAGGAUUCGAUAUUGAAUUUGUGCUGGAAAAAUAUGAUGAUUUGUUGGCUGUCUCUCAUAAACUCAGCAAACAAAAUGCAGAACUCAUCAAAACUGUUGCUGUGUUAAUACUAGAAAAAAGCAGGAUUGCUGUCAAGUUGCCAUCCUCUGAUAUUGUUCCCAGAAUGAGAAAAAUGCACUGA